This is a messenger RNA of Rangifer tarandus platyrhynchus (Svalbard reindeer), 624 nucleotides long. The record is from the annotation of a GenBank genome assembly. NCBI's taxonomy places the organism in Eukaryota, Metazoa, Chordata, Mammalia, Artiodactyla, Cervidae.
AUGAGGGGGGCGAGGGGAAAGGGGGAACUGAGCAGACGAUGGGGCAACGAGAUCAGACCCACAUUUGAGCAGGGUGCCCUGGCUGCAGAUGUGAGAACAGAGAACACGCUGUUCAGAAGCAAGGACGGGUACGGGAAGCCAGGGGAGGGAGGCUCUCGCAACAACCCAGGUGACCAGGACAAACGGAGACAGUCACUCGGCGGCAGCAGCUGCCGACACCAAAACCAGAGGAGCAGCAUCGUGAGGGCGUGGCGAGGUCCCUGCUCGCAGGCCACCGAGCGCUCUGAAUGGGCUGCCCGGGCCAGAGGCCCAGAGCGGGAGCGGGUCGCCAACGGGACGAGGGAAGAGCAGCAUUCCUGGGAAUGCUCCUCUGGGCUGGCAGGGCUCUGGGUGCGCCGGCGGGACGCAGCAGCGGUGGGCAACCAGAGGACGGGGGAGGGGGAGCCAGAACAUUCUUCUGGCCGCGUCUCGGGCAGCGUCUCUGGAGGCGGCUGCGUCUCCUCCUCGGCUUUGGCUCCCGCCAGACAGGCCUGCCGUGGUUUCAGCUUCCUGACGUGGAAAGAGAGGCAAGCGGUCCCGAGGAUCUUUGCUGAGCCCCUUAUCCUGUUAUUCCUAAAGCAGUAA